Messenger RNA from Miniopterus natalensis, 1808 nucleotides. The record is from RefSeq and is a predicted model, not a curated record. Lineage: Eukaryota; Metazoa; Chordata; Mammalia; Chiroptera; Miniopteridae.
GCCUCGUGCCUGCCAUUUGGCGCUUAGCACUCUGGGAAAUGUCGUGUUCUGGGUCCAGCUUGACUGCCUCUGGGGGAAGCGGGCCGUCGUAAAUGAACUAUGACUCCCGGCAGCCCCCGCGCCGGCCGCUGCGCUCUCUACUAUGGUGGCCGGUCGCGAUUUCCCUGCGGGAGGCUGUAGCUGGCCCGCGAGAGUGGGCGUGGGGGAGAGGGGCGGAGCUGGGUGAAGGUCCUGGGGGCCCGGGACUGGGCCGGCGGGAUCUCAGUUCUGCGGACCCUGCCGCACCACACCGGGAACCGGGAUGGAGAGUAGGUGCUACGGCUGCGCUGUCAAGUUCACCCUCUUCAAGAAGGAGCUGUCUUAGCUUUAGUGCAGCAGUGCCCCGGGCUGGGAACACCCAACAGAAAGUCUGCAAGCCAUGCCAUGAGGUCCUGACCAGAGGAUCUUCUCCUGCCAAUGCCUCCAAGUGGUCACCACCUCAGAACUAUAAGAAGCGUGUGGCAGCCUUGGAAGCCAAGCAGAAGUCCAGCACUCCCCAGAGCCAGGGACUGACCCAACAAGACCAAAUCAUUGCUGAGCGCCUAGCUCGGCUCCGCCAGGAGGACAAGCCCAAGUCAGUACCCUCACAGGCAGAGAUAGAAGCCAGGCUAGCUGCACUGAGGGGUGAACCCCAGGGUUCCAUCCCUUCUACCCAGGAGAUGGAGGCACGGCUUGCUGCACUGCAGGGCAGAGUUCCACCUUCUCAGACUCCUAAGUUGGUGCAUCAGCCAUCAGACACCAGAACCCAGGCCCAGCAGGCGCAGGAUCUGCUGACACAGCUCACAGCAGAAGUGGCUAUUGAUGAGAGCUGGGACCGAGGAAGCCCAGCAUCGCUCCUUCCAGCUGCCUCUGUCCAGAAUGACCUCAACCAGGGUGGACCAGGGGGCCAGAGUGCUAAUUCCAAGGGACAGGCCAUCUGGUCCCUGGAUGGGGAGAAGAGCAGGCUGCUGGCUGAAGCAGCAGUUGAGCUGCGGGAGGAGAACACAAGGCAGGAGCGGAUCCUGGACCUUGCCAAGCGCCUGGCUGUGCUUCGGGGACAGGACCCUGACAGAGUGACCCUCCAAGACUAUCACCUCCCAGAUAGUGAUGACGACGAGGAUGAGGAGACAGCCAUCCAGAGAGUCCUGCAACAGCUCACUGAAGAAGCUGCCCUGGAUGAGGCAAGUGGCUUUAACAUCCCUGCAGAGCCAACUCGCCAACCCCAGGCCAAAUCCUGCAGGGCAGAGCCUAAGGCCCAGGCUAUGGCCACCAGGCCUGAGACUGAGGUAGAGGAGUUCCCCUGGUGCUGCAUCUGCAAUGAGGACGCUGCCCUGCGCUGCGAUGACUGUGACGGAGACCUCUACUGUGUCCGCUGCUUCCGGGAAGGCCAUGAUGCCUUUGAACUUAAAGAGCACCGGACAUCUGCUUACCACCCUCCACAUGCAGGACGAAAGCACUGAAAAACCCUGGUCCUCCCGGGAAAGCAGUCCUACAGGCAGUCACACAGGCUGGGGAACCCACCACUGGGCCCAGCCUUGGGGCAUCUGAUGGGAGAGCAUGUCAGGCUAGACUGCUCAUGGGUGCACUCUUUCCUGAGCCUCGAUGUCCCUGGAAGGGGGAAAGAUUGGAGAUGAUGAACAGAGGAGCCAGAGGGAAGGCAGAAGUCGGGAGCCCUCCACCAGCAAAGCCUGGACUGGAAAGACCAGACUGAAUCUAAAGAUGAGCCUUGAAACCUGCUCAAGGGCCCUAGCACUUAGUGUAUCAAAUAAAGUAUGUUGAUUCCUUGGGCC